AUGGAGCUUCAGAGCAAACGCUCACACUCAGCUUUAGGCGCGUGCCAAGAAGGGCUGCCACUGAAGCGCAGAGUUCUCAACUUAGCGCCCUCCCCGGUUAGCAUGUCAAGCCGCACCAACAUCCCGCGAUCCUCGUUCCUACUGUCGAAAAAUUCAACGAGUGAGGAAGACAAUGAGGCUUACGACAGCGAUUUUUCCAAAAAGCCCGCUGUCCAUUUUAAGACUGCUCCAACCGUCGACUCUACACUAAUAGAUGCGGUAUCUAAAUACUCCGAGAGCGAGAAAGAAGCGCCAGAAGAUGUUGGAAGGGCUAACGCCGGAGCUGCCACGGACCCUCAUGAGGGUUUGGAUAGCAGUUACCUGCUCGAAAGACGUCGGUCGCUCUCUAGGCACCCUUCUUUUUCGUCAAGCAGCCGCAAGCAAACCGUGCCAAGAUCAGAUUCUGUCGCACAAGAGAGGUGUUUCGACUACCUUUUGCAAUCUAUUGACGAAGUUUGGGCCCGUUAUUGUAAUACAACAGCAACCGCUGAGGCAAAAGUAUACGACAAUUUGAGUAAACCCCAACGUGCUCUUGACCCAUACACAGAGUCCCACGAUGAUUCGUUUGCUCGUAAGUCUUCAACUCCCGUUACACCACGCUAUCAACGGGUUCUAUCUUUUGCGUCCGUUAACAAUUUCUCCGACGAAGAUAGCGAUGAUACAAGCGGGUACAAGUCAGAGAUCACCAAUCCAACAGAAUAUGAAACUGAUUGUGACUACCGCAAGAUUUCAAACCUUCCAGAUUCUAUUCGUUUGCAAUCGCUCAAGGAUAGGCUGUGCCGCGCAAAAAACGACCUAGAGGACUUGCACGACUCGAACUCAUUUGACGAUUGUGUAAGGUUUUGGCGACGUUGGGAUAUGAUCAAAUACAGCGCUGUUGAGAUGAUGGAGGAAGAUGAUGACGAUGACAUUAUCGAAUCUGUCAUUGAAGAACUUGAAAGGGGCCGCUGCAUUGUAAAUUGA
This is a messenger RNA of Lachancea thermotolerans CBS 6340, 1002 nucleotides long. Its product is annotated as KLTH0F00616p. Bases 1 to 1002 code for a protein of 333 amino acids. The transcript has a single exon. NCBI's taxonomy places the organism in Eukaryota, Fungi, Ascomycota, Saccharomycetes, Saccharomycetales, Saccharomycetaceae. The record is from RefSeq and is a predicted model, not a curated record.